AUGCCAGGCUGCAUUGAUUAUGCACGAUUCUUAAGUCGCGCAGCUUUGCGUCGACAACCAAGUGCUGUUCGUGAAGCAACUCAGUUAUUUGCACGAUCUCCACCGUCAACAAUCAGCUUUGCAUCAGGAAGUCCAAACACAUCCUUGUUUCCAUUCAAAGACGCAACAAUAACUUUAACAGACGAUACAACUAUUCAUUUGGACUCGUCUGCAAUGACCAAAGCACUACAGUACUUACCUACACCUGGCCAAGAGGAUUUGUUACAAUGGUUGAAAAAACUACAAAAUCGCUAUCAUUCUCCGAUUGAUUUCAAACGAUAUGAACUCUGUAUCACUAAUGGCUCAAUGGAAGGCUUAAGCAAAGUUUUUGAACUUAUUUUAAACUAUGCAGAACCAAUUCUCGUCGAUUCACCUUGUUAUUCCGGUUCUUUAGAUUGUUUACGUGGUUUCGGUGCUGAUGUUAUUAGUAUCAAUACAGACGCCCAUGGAAUGAGUGCCCAAAGUUUACAUGAGACUUUAUCCAAUUGGUCGGAUCCAAAUACUUUACCUCGAGUGCUCUAUACAAUUCCAAAUGGUUCGAAUCCGACUGGUGCAUCAAUGAAUCUAGAACGGAAAAAGCAGAUCUAUGCCAUUGCUCAAAAAUAUAACCUUAUAAUUAUUGAAGAUGAUCCAUAUUAUUUUCUUCAAUUUCAAAAACCUGAUCCUUCAUUUCUAUCAAUGGAUACCGACGGUCGUGUUAUUCGACUCGAUUCAAUGUCUAAAGUUUUAUCAGCUGGUAUGCGUCUUGGGUUUGUUACAGCACCCGUUCCCCUUUGGCAUAAGUUGGUUUGUCAUCAGCAAGUGACUAGUAUGCAUGCAAGUGCCCUUUCGCAGAUGGUAGCAUUGAAGCUAUUCGAAAAAUGGGACUUAUCCGGAUUUCAUCAACAUACAGAACGGUAUGAUUUAGAUAUACGAGUUUUUACUGUUCUAAUUGUUUCGAUGUACUAUAGUAUUGCGGAGUUUUACGGCAAACAAAAGACAUUGAUGGUCAAUGCAAUUCGAAAACAUUUGAAAGAUAUGGUGACAUUCAAUGAACCGAAAGCAGGAAUGUUUGUAUGGUUGAAAGUAAAUGGCGUUGAAGACACAAGAAAAUUAAUUUAUGAAAAAGCACUUGCACAAGAAGUCUUGCUCUUACCCGGUAGUGCAUUUUUUUACGACCAAUCUAAGACUUAUCCCUAUGUUCGCGUGUCUUAUUCAAUUUGUACACCUGAACAAAUUGAAACAGGUAUGGCUCGUUUUGGUAAAGUUCUUCGAGAAGAAUUAAAUAAAUAG
Molecule: messenger RNA, 1311 nt
Organism: Adineta ricciae
Lineage: Eukaryota; Metazoa; Rotifera; Eurotatoria; Adinetida; Adinetidae
Source: the annotation of a GenBank genome assembly